Penicillium manginii is the source of this 2787-nucleotide messenger RNA. RefSeq lists its product as uncharacterized. The record is from RefSeq and is a predicted model, not a curated record. NCBI's taxonomy places the organism in Eukaryota, Fungi, Ascomycota, Eurotiomycetes, Eurotiales, Aspergillaceae. The coding region runs from base 1 to 2787 and encodes 928 amino acids. The transcript has a single exon.
AUGGCUACCUCCCAGCCAGCUCCAAACACAUCUCCUGUGCCUUCAACUUUUACUGUCCUCUCACCUUGGCAUGAUAGCCAGCCAACUGGAUCUGAACAGCCAGCGACAGAUGAGCCUGCUAUUCCCAUGUCCAUUCCACCUUUUCGCCGACCCGAGGCCCAUCUUACCGAGGCCCCAAUCUUACCACUUCUGCUUUUUGAUGACGGUGAUACCCUUGUCUACAUUGACCCACCACCGGAGAAUGCCUACCACAUAUCAUCAAGCUCAUCCACAACCCCUCAUCGCGUCCACAGCGAGAAACUGCUGUACACGGGCUCUCCUUAUCUGACGAAAUUUUUUCAUCCUCGAUGGCAGAAACGACUCGCCAAACAACGAGGCUUCUAUCAAGGCUCGCUACCACGGGGAAUCAAAUAUCUUUUAGACUUGACCCCUCCAAUCCUAGAAGACGAUGCCAUCAUCCUUUUGACAGAGGUCUCCUGCCCGUUGGGUAUUCGAACGUGGGCUUCGCAGAGGUCCCUGUGGCAAUUGCCUCCAGCGUGUGUUGGAGGCAAGGAUAUUUCCGAGCCCGUGGGGGAAGGCGAGGAGGCGGAUCAGGAGGAGUCCGAGAACACUACUCAAUUGUCGUCACCCGUCUCAGCCUACCCCACCGAGGAAGACCCCGAGACCCCUCUGGACAAACCUGGCUUUGCUGAUCUGGAUGAGGGGCUACCUGAUGCCGCAGAAAUUGAAAAGCCGACCAGUCUACCGGUGGAGUACUCACCUGUGCGUCACCGGGAAGGAAUUGAGCACAUUCUACAUGUUUUGGAAGGUCUCAGUAUCUCCUUGGAUACCCCAUCCAAGCUGUGGACAUUCUUUGCGAUAGCUAAAGUCUUCGAUCUGACGACUGUGCCGGCCGUGAGCGGAUACAUUCUGUCAUGGUUCUAUCAAACCAGCAACACCAAGUUCAUUGAAAUUCAUCCGGAGAUCGCAUACCGAGUGGCUUGUGGGAUCAAAGCCCCUGAGCUUUGCCGCCACGCAUUUCUUGCUCUCAUCGGAGAUGAAGCUUUGCUGUACACGAUUCGAACCGCCAACAUCACGCCCACGCAUCAUUACAUUGAAAAUUUUCGCCACAGUCGGAUAAAUGGCCUCGACGAUACCGAGGUGCAGCGCAUAGAAUAUGCCAGCAAGAGCUUUGCCGAUGAUCUGAUUGACCAGUUCUUACGCCUUGCCGGGGCUGAGAUGAACUGGUUUACUGAAAACCCCGAGUAUCAAAAGCUCAUUGAGCACCGACGGAAAUUCCCGCAGGACUGGGCUGCGGUUGAUUAUCUGACAGGCCUUCUGAAGGAAUUUGUGAGGUACAGAAUCUACAGCAUUUUGAAACGAACUCGAGACCCAAUUCGAUCCAGCGAUGCAAUACCUGCGACCACGCGCCCUCAUAUGAACUUCACAUUCCCUAGACAACAAGUUCUACAGCGCCUUAUCGGGAGGAGCUUUUGGUACGGUCUAGUAAGCUUUGACCUCCUUUCUGACUCCGAUUUCCAGCCACAAAACUUUCCUCACAAGGAUAUCUCGGAUAUUGGCAAAGGGCUACUUGCCUUCAAAGGCCACGAUAGCGCUAGAAUCAGCUAUUGCCACCGCACAUUCGUCGAAAAUGAGACCAGCACCGUAAAUUGGAAAAUCGAUGCGCAGGAAAGGAAAUUAGCCGCGCCCCAGCACCAUCAAGUAAACUUGGCGAUGCGACCACUACUACCGAGCUUUGCGGAACCCGUUGCUUCGUCCUCGUCCUCGUCAUCGGUUUUUACACCGAGUCCGCACAGCAAACCGUUUGUCUUUCGCCCACGUGAGACUCAAAAUUGGAAUUUUCAGCAAUCUAGCUCGGCGUCGCAGAUAGCCUCGAGUUCGAGUCUGAACACCACACUAGAUAUGUUCGGUCCGCUUUCGUUUGGAGAAAUCGACCUUCCGAACCAAGAAAACCAAAACAAUCAAGCUUUCCCGGAGUAUUCAAAUGUCCCUGAAAACUUGACACCGAUUCAGCCCCAGCAAUCAUUCGGCCAAAACAACCUUCUCGGGGCACCUGCAAGACAUUUUGACUUGACUCUAUUCCUUGUCUCGGCCAAUACCUACAUCCGCGAGACCGCUGAGGAAUUACUUUUCCCUGCUGAAAAGCCCUCCAUUCCAUUUGAAUCCAUCGAUACUCUUAGCUGCCUGUCAGGAAAGCAGUUAAAUCUCUUGCCCCUAUGGGCCGGAGGCAACGACGACGGUAGCGGCGGCGUUUUCCAAGAUCAAGACAUUCCGAUCAUGGAAACCGGCGGGUUCUCCACUCCGGGACCUGCAGUACACACUGGCAGCAAUGCAACAACGGAGGAUUCAUUCAGUGAUAUUGGCCCAUCAGAUUCGCGAAGUACCAUCAACGGUGCAUCUAACUGCGCUACACAGUCGCACCGGACCGAAGUCAAGUCUCUGGACUCGUUCAACGAGGACUCCAUUAUGGAAGCCGAUUUCACACAGCCUGAAGAAAAUAAACGAUACAUGGAAGUUUCAGAAAGUGCAUACCUUGUCAAAUCUAGCCACGGAGAGGAAUUUAACUUUGAGAUGGACGGUGCGGACAGCGAUAGCAACAGUACACUGAUGGGCCAUCAAUCCGACAUUAGUGAUGAUGAUGAGGACAUGGAACACCCUGAAUACAACAGCAACAGUUACGGCGAUGAAGAUGACGAUAAAAAUAACGAUAACCAUGACCCUGAUGAUGACAAAAUUAUGAGUGAUACGGCUUCUCAUGGAUUUGAGAUGAUUGAUAGGCGCCUCUAG